Molecule: messenger RNA, 4852 nt
Organism: Drosophila ananassae
Lineage: Eukaryota; Metazoa; Arthropoda; Insecta; Diptera; Drosophilidae
Gene: Ehbp1
Product: EH domain-binding protein 1
Exons: 14
Coding region: 479-3979 (1166 amino acids)
Molecular function (GO): protein binding
Source: RefSeq, a predicted model, not a curated record
CAAACACAUAUCGAUAUAUUAGCAUUUUGAUAUCAACAAAAAUUGUAAAUAAUUCGCAAUCGAAGUAGCAGAAAAUACUCGGACCGCUGUGGUUCAUUUGAUCAGCGGACGGGGGUGAUAAUUGACAACGCCAAGUCUGGUGGAGAGUAAAGUUUGUGCUGCUCCAACGUAUAGCGGAUAAUAAUUCGAUGCUCGUGGAGCAUUCGGUCUGACGGUCUGACCACAAAUCGGAGACCAAAACAAGAGUGACGUCAUAAUGGUGCUCAGUAUGUACGUGUAUCACCCGAUAGAAGCCACCAUAAAAACACGAUAAUAUGAAUUAAGAAGACAAGGAACACAAGAAACAAGCAACGAAGAUAGCCAGAGCCUAGAGCCGUAUCGGAUCUAAUUUUUAUACAAACCUCAAUCGGCUGACAGCAAAAAAAAAAACUAAAUUAAAGUCACCCCCCUACGAGUACUACGAUCGACACCCGCUACAAUGGCCAGCGUCUGGAAGCGAUUGCAGCGCAAUUUCAAGCGGGCUGCCAAAUUCCAGUUCACUGCGUCCUAUCAUGAUCUGCAUCUGGAAACCACCGCCAAGUGGCGACCCUCGAACCUCUCGAUUGUUUGGACCAGGCGAUCUAGAAGAGAGGCCAGUGCUCCCCUGCCAUGGGAGCCGGACAUGAUGAACCCGCUGGUGGGCAACAUAUCCUGGCCCGUGCCCGACAAUCACACCAUAUCGGUGACCCUCUUCAAGGAUCCCCGCACCCACGAGCUGGAGGACAAGGACUGGACAUUUGUCAUUGAAGAUAUUACUCCCAUGGGAAAGAAACGGGUGCUGGCCAAUGCCAGUAUCAAUAUGAGAAAGUACGCCAGCAUAGAGUCCACUCAGCAGAGCUUUACUUUGGCCCUAAAGCCUGUCUCGAAGAAGAUCACAGCCGCCAGCCUGGAGCUCACAAUUAGUUGUGUCUUCCUCCGCGAGGGCAAGGCAACCGACGAGGACAUGCAGAGCGUCGUCUCCAUGAUGUCCGUGAACAACAACUGUGAUGUGGCGCCGUUGGACGACCUGGAGGAUAUCCCAGAUCUGGAGAAUUUCAGUGAAAUCACAGACAACCUGUACGACUUUACCCAGCAACUGGAGCAGAUGACAACGAGCCUCAAUGGUUGCAUAGAUGCGGCCACCCCCCUAAGUGUACCUUCGUUGUCUGAAGACCCAACUCCCUUGGCCGAGUCAUUUAAUCAAUUGCAUUUUGAACUAGACGCCGAUGGCGAUCGCGAUCGCGAAGCUACGAACAAGUUAGACUUGCCCACGGCUGCCUCUGGCAGUUCUAGUGGCGCCAGCGGUGGUGCUGCCGGCGACGAGUCAUUGAAAACUCCCAGCGGAGCUCAGUCUUUGGUGGACAAGACCCCCAUCAAGACACCAGUUGAAGCGAAGACGCAGCAGCCGAAGACACCAGCGGAGACUCUGCUCCCUAGAAGCGUUGAAGGAUUCUCCAAAGUGGUCACUUCUACGCCCCUGGAGCCCAAGUCGAACAAGGACACUGUGAAGCCAAAGAUAGGAAAGGCAUUAAACUUUGACGAGAAGGAGAAGGUGGCCGAUAUUUCGGUCGAGUCUUUGAAGGAUGACUCCACCAAGAGCGUGGCCAACAGCAGCACCAUCAAAGAAACCCCCAAGGCGGAGGAGAAGACCAACAAGGACGUCUCAUCCAGUUCCAAGCGCUCUGAGCUGCAGCCCCUGAACCUAAAGAAGAGCUACGAACCUUCGCCAAUACCUGGUCCGGCACCUGUGAUAAAUGAAUCCCUUGGAUCGCAGUCGGGAGUCGGCAGUGGAUCAGCCUCUGUGAACAACAGCCUAAAGCCAGUGGAGAAGAUCGUGCUGAAGGAGAACACGCCCGGCCAGGAUCUCCUGGAGUGGUGCAAGGAAGUAACCAAAGAUUAUCCCAAUGUCAAGGUCACCAACCUGACAACCAGCUGGCGCAAUGGCAUGGCCUUUUGCGCCAUUAUCCAUCACUUUGUACCAGAGUUGAUUGACAUGUCUAAGCUGAGUGCUCAUGAGGUGGUGGGCAACUGCAAGAUUGCCUUCGAUGCUGCCGAAUCCCUGGGCAUACCUCGGGUCAUUGAGCCGCGCGAUAUGAAUCUGCUGACAGUGCCGGACAAGCUGGCCGUGAUGACUUAUUUGCAUCAGUUGCGGGCCCAUUUCACAGGCAAGCAGCUGAAAAUCGAACAAAUUGGUUCUACGGCAGAUGAGUCGAGCUAUGUGAUUGGAAACUACAAGUCGGACAUCAUGUCCCAGAGUCGCUUGUCCAUUUCGCGCAUGAAGAUCCAGCAGAGCACCUUCGACGAUGACAUUUUGACGGCCCUGAACAAGUCGGAGCCACUGUCGCCGACCAGCAAAAAGGAUGUGAAGAACUUGAUUCUGAACAACUCGAUGAACAUACUGGGCAAGGUGCUCUCGCCCACAAAAGACAAAAAUUCGAUAAACGCCUCGCAGCACGGCAGCUGCCAAACACCACCGCCCCAGGAGGACACUCAGGACGAAGCACCACAGGUGGGCGGGAAGGAGAACGGCUCCCUAACUGGUCUCGACUCCCAUACGGCCAAUCGAAUUUUAACGCGCCACAAGGCGAUGAGCGAGAAAGCCAAGCUGAUGAUGGAAAAGCUAAAGCUUUCCAAUGGCUCUGAUGCGAUCGACGAGGAGAGACAACAGCGCUUGCGGGAGCAAGCUCGCCGUCUCAUCUUGGAGACGCGUGUUAAGAGCGGCGGCUCCAUCGAGAGUCCCACCAGCCCCACCAAGCCCAAGCGGUUCAACUUCGAGCGCACCAUCUCGCCCAUCCACAACGGAGCCGAGGAGUUCUUCGGGGACCAUGUCAAGAAGAGUGACGAGAAGGAGCCGGUCAGUCCUAGUCAUAGAUUAAGCGAUCCGAGGGUAAAGGGCAGUCCACUGCAGUCCUUUAACGGGCUGGUGGAGCGCAUCUCACCAAAGCACGAGAAGAAGGGCGACAAGCUGUCGUACAUCGAGUCCGAACUGGAGGCCCUGGAGCGGGAGCAGGAGGCCAUCGACCAAAAGGCCAGCAGUCUGGAAGCCAAGCUGCGCGCCGUUAUGGGCGGCAAUCCAAGUAAUAAUCGCAGUAGAAACCCGUUCCUUAGGCUAAUCCGAAAUAGUAUUGGUGGUGGUGAUGUGAUUCGCAUUAAGCUGCUGGACUCUGAUGACGAGAGUCUGUUCGGUGGUGGUACUAGCGGUGCUGGAAGUGGGGCGUGCAGCGAGGACGACGACAUGGGCACGUCAAGUGAAAGUGUCUACAUCUCCGGCGAUGAGAUGCAUUCGCAGCUGAGGGUGCCCCCACGACAACGACCUCGCUCGCAGUCGUGUUUUGUGAAUCCGAACAAGCCGGCCCAUUCAUCGAGCAUGUCCCACCACUCGCCCUCCCAUCUGCGCCCGCAUCAUGUACAUCACGUUGUGCCCUACUCCCAUAUGCUAGAUAGCUGCCCCUCGCAGCAGUCCUCCUGUGAUAACCUGCCCGUGUGCAGCGACGAUGACGAUGUCCGGCGUCAACAGGAUCCCAACAGGGUCCGCAGGCGACGCCGUCAGCCGCGUCCACAUAUGUGUAUCCAUCAUAGUCACACUCAUUGUGAGACCGAGGAAACAGAGGAGCAACUGUUAUCGCAAUGGUUUACGUUGGUCAACAAGAAGAAUGCCCUUCUUCGCCGACAAAUGCAGCUAAAUAUACUCGAACAAGAGAAAGAUUUGGAGCGUAAAUUUACGAUGCUGAAUCAGGAGUUGAGGGCGGCGCAAUCAGUGGAGGAUUGGCGCAAAACGGAAGUGCAACGGGAGAAGGAGCGCCUGCUGCUCGAGGAACUGGUGACUAUUGUCGAUAAGCGCGACCAGUUGGUUCAGCAUCUGCACAAUCAGGAGCAAGCGAUCGAAGACGAUCAUGAGAUAGCGAGGGAACUCGAGCAGGUCGACAUAAGCGGCGGCAAAGACAAAUGUGUUCUUCAAUAGAAAUCGAAAUCGAAAUUAACCAAAACCCGACUGGAGAUUAUACUUACACACACUCAAUCUUAUCUAUGUAACUAGCUAGAUAUCAACUAUGUUCGGUGGCACGCGGAAAGGUCGCGUGCUUUUUGUGGUUCGGUCGGUGUCGCUUAUGCAAUCGUUUUAUCCAACGACAAACAAUUACUUGGACCACUCAGUAUGGUUAAAAUAAUAUAUAUUUAACAAAAAAAGAAAGAAAACAAAGAUUCUGUGAAAGCAGAUUAAUUGCUUUUGUAUCUAAGCAAGGAAAAAUAAUUCAAGGAAAAAAAGAACAAAACGUCCGUUAGUGAACUAAGCUUAAAUGGGUUCAAUUCCAACCCAUGAACAGACAUUUCGAAAAAGGGGCAAUCUACACACUUAUAUUUAUAUAAUCAGACAUGAAAUUAUUUAAAUUUAUGUUCGGUUCUUGUUUUGUUGUUGUGCCAUGCCAUCUGAACCACAUCUUGAGUCGAUACAGAACGCAAUUGAGGAGGCAAUUUUACGAUAGUUAACUAUACCUUAGCAUUUAUCCCGCAGUACUAGUAAUGCUUCAUCCAAAAAUACACCCGUACACGUAACUUAUAUAGAACCCUUUAUACAUAUACAUAUAUUUAUGAACCCCCCCCCUUGUGCAAAAAACCACUCUUACCAUACUUAAUUUAGACCCGUACUUUUGCUCUAAGUUGAUGCAAAGCAAUCGCUUUAAUCAUAAUUUAAAGGUGGCUUAUAUACUUAUACUUAUACAAUUAUUAAUUUGUAAUUUUAUUUGCCCAGGCGAAUGUAUAAAGAACUGUUCAAAACCAAGAAACCUAGCUAAUAAAGACCAUGCAGAUUGAAUUAGUCUGCAUCGAUAAAAUCCAA